Molecule: messenger RNA, 4395 nt
Organism: Tyto alba (common barn owl)
Lineage: Eukaryota; Metazoa; Chordata; Aves; Strigiformes; Tytonidae
Gene: ALDOB
Product: aldolase, fructose-bisphosphate B
Exons: 12
Coding region: 2886-3980 (364 amino acids)
Biological process (GO): fructose 1,6-bisphosphate metabolic process; glycolytic process
Cellular component (GO): cytosol
Molecular function (GO): fructose-bisphosphate aldolase activity; fructose-1-phosphate aldolase activity
Source: RefSeq, a predicted model, not a curated record
UCAGAUGUUGUGCUGCUUGCACUGGGCAUCCUGUCCCUCUGGGUGGACAAAGAAUAACUUUCCUUAAAAAAAAAAAAAAAAAAAAGGGUUUCUUAAAGAAUAAACUUAUGUACGUGCAGACCCCAUUUAAUAUGUAUACUUGGAACUGAUCACCGUGAACCAUGUGGGAGAGCAGUGGAAGAUUCCAGCUCAGGGUGUGGAUUGUCUACUCUUCUUAAUCAUUCUUAGGGAAAAGGUCUCACAGCAAUAUAAACAGCUAUACUGACUACUCUCCUCUACAUUGGUUACAGAAAUCUCACCUUAGGGCAAUAGAAAGUUGGACAGAGUGAAUGUUUCAAAUUUAAGCCAGUGAUGAGGAAAAGACUUUAUUUUCCCAUCCCUACUAAAGUCUGAUCUCUGGUCUCUGUUUCAAAGCUGUGGUUUAGAGCAGACCUUUCAAAAGCAGUGGUUUAUGUGAACUUUCUCACAUCUUCGUCUAGAUUCUUAAAAUUUUACGAAGCCUCUAUUUGUUACUGUCUCCCUCAGCAGAUCUUAUCUGCAUCUUUACCCUUCCCACUCCCUUUUUUUGGAACAGAGAUUCUUAAAAACAAGGCCUCCAUUGCUUCUUUAAAGGUCGACUCUGAAGGUGGGAAUAGGAAAAGAGAAUAACAGCCGCUGAUGUUACACAGCCAGGUCACAAAUGCAUGUUUUCUUUGAUACAUUACAGACAUUAUAAACAACAUAGGAUGACUACUGUGUUGGUCGGUGUCAUCACCAGUUGUAGUGGAUCCAGGUCAUUAAAAGAAGCCUUAUCAGUUGCUGCUUGGACUUAGACUUUCAAUAUGAAUUUACCGUGACUUCCUACCAGCACAGAGGCAAAGGAAAGACUAGAUCAGGUGCCGCUAUUGUGCAAGAUCCUUGUUUCAUUUUGGAGCUGUAAUACACAGCUCAGCCUAAGUGGUUCAUUCACUGCUCCUGGGAGCAAGCUAAAUACUCUUAGGAAACACAACUAGCUGUUCAUAAAAACAAGCAACAGUAGCACAACACAUCAAGGGCCCACUUUGGUACUGACCCAUUAACUUAAUGUGCUCAGGUUGUUAGGCAUUUGGGAUAGGUACUUUGUACCACAGCUGCGGGCACAGUUAAAUAUAAAACCAUGCAGAUGACAGAGAUCUCAUACAGAAUCAAAACUGGCACCAAAAUGUUUAGGUCUAAUGAAAAGACCACCUUGACUUUAGUGGGCUUUGAAUCAAAUUCACUUAUAUGUGGAGUCUGGUUGAACUAUUUUUGAAACAAUAUUCCUAGUUUUGCAAUGAACCAAGUACAAUAUUUGUAUUGGGUUUUGGUCAGUGGGGUUGUUUGGUUUUUUGUUUUUUGGUGAAGGAAGAGCUCUACUUUGAAUUUUCUUUUCCCCAGUCUCUCACAGGUGAUUUAUGCCUUCAGCUCUUAACAAGUCUGGAUGUAGAUAUGAAAGACCUAAAACACCUGAGAAAUGAAACCAAAGAAAGUCGCAAACCUCCAGCUGUCAGCAUGUGACGGGUGUCAAUUACACAACACAAAUGCAUAAUGCAAGUAAGCUGAAAAAUGGCUUCACAACACAGAGCAGUGCUUCGCUCUCUUAGUAAUCAUGUGGGAUACUUUUAUAUCACCUUUGGAAAUCAGAUGUGGGCAAAAACUUCUUGUGGAUUCCAUGCCAUUCCAAAGGCAAAGCACCUCUCCUGUCAGAGGAUGCAGGAAAAAUUGCACAGGCAGAACCACAGUUUAUUCCCAGCGGCUGAAAACCCCAAAGACACCAGAGUGGUCACACAGUGGCAGCCCAGCUUUAAGACACAAAGAACGAAGAGCAAGCAAGCCCUCCCUGUGCAUUUCCCUCAGUGCUCUAUGUGGGCCCACGUCUCUUCUGCCCAACACCCUCCAUACCCUCAAUGAUGUAUGUGUCUGCAGACACCGCUGCGGAGCCAGAAAUACAGCCUGAGAUCUUUGCAGUAAUUCCCCCUUCCCAUGCUAGUGGCAGAGAGGGAUAAAGAACCCCAGGGAGGAAGAGAAGAGCUGGUGCUUCCUUGGGACCUGAACUCCCUCAGGAAACCAUGCCUACACAGCCAGCCCUACAAACUGCAGAAGACAAACCCCACAUACCACUGAGAUGGGUGGCAACACAGACGACAGUGGAUGCUACAAAAGGCCUGUCAGACGAUACCACAGAUGACACUGGAAAAAUAACACUUCCAAGUACUUUCCUACCUGUGACAGCUUCUAACCAAACCAUGAAUGAUGGGACUGAAACUCUGAUUUUCUCUGUGGUCCUGAAGAAGACCAUCAGUAUGACACCUUCUUGGUCUCAAGCAUGUUUUAGAUAAUGUAUUUAAUUAAAAAUAUUUUUAAUACAUACAAGAUGCCUCUGUGGUAGAGAAACUUUAAUAUACCAUGGAGUUCAUAUUUCUGUUAGGGUGGGAGAAAUGUAAUAUAAAGCAAAUACUGUAAAGCAGUGAAGGCUUUAUGUCAAUUUUAUGUGCCACAGCAUUCUUCAGCAAAAAUGUAUAGAUCAAGAAGAACAUUAAAGAAAACAAAGUAACACAAGCACAAGGUCUUCAACUGGACUGUAUCCUCAGUUUUUUCAGAGGUUUCUCUGCUGUCACAGAGUACUACUGCUGGCAGCAUGUAAGCUGUUAUGAUUUCCUCCAGGCACUGAAUUUGGCAUGCAGCUCUAGAAGAGACAGGCUCAAGGAAGAAGUGCCCUAAUGAAGACAGCGUUGCUCAGUGAGAGAAGAAAUUACAUGCCUCUCUGUGUCCAUGUAAAGGCUAAAGGUGUCACUGCGUGAGCCAAACAAAUGGAGAAACCACGUCAUUCUUCAGGCAAACACUGGGUCUUCGUGGUAAAGACAUGCUAAUGUCCAAGAUAAGUCAACAUGACCCACCAAUUCCCAGCGCUGUCUCCAGAGCAGAAGAAAGCUCUUUCAGACAUUGCUCAGCGGAUUGUGGCUUCAGGAAAGGGGAUCUUAGCUGCAGAUGAAUCAGUGGGUACCAUGGGGAAUAGGCUGCAGAGGAUCAAUGUGGAGAACACAGAGGAGAAUCGCCGGGCUUUUCGAGAGAUCCUCUUCUCUUCAGAUGCUUCCAUCAACCAGAGCAUUGGGGGAGUGAUCCUCUUCCAUGAGACUCUCUAUCAGAAAGACAGCAGUGGAAAGCCAUUUCCAGCUCUCAUCAAAGAAAAAGGCAUUGUGGUGGGAAUAAAGCUGGAUAAAGGCACAGCACCCCUAGCAGGAACAAAUGGAGAAACCACCAUCCAAGGGCUGGAUGGACUGGCUGAGCGCUGUGCUCAGUACAAGAAGGAUGGUGCUGACUUUGGCAAGUGGCGUGCAGUGCUGAAGAUCACCAGCACAACACCCUCUCAACUCGCCAUCCAAGAGAAUGCCAACACAUUGGCACGCUAUGCCAGCAUCUGCCAGCAGCAUGGCUUGGUGCCCAUUGUGGAGCCAGAAAUCUUGCCUGAUGGAGACCACGACCUCCAGCGCUGUCAGUAUGUCACAGAAAAGGUUCUGGCUGCCGUCUACAAGGCCUUGAAUGAUCAUCAUGUGUACCUGGAAGGGACAUUGCUGAAACCCAACAUGGUGACGGCUGGACAUUCCUGCCCCAAGAAGUACACCCCUCAGGAUGUAGCCGUGGCAACUGUCACUACUCUUCUCCGCACCGUUCCUGCUGCCGUUCCUGGAAUCUGCUUCCUGUCUGGAGGUCAGAGUGAAGAGGAGGCUUCUGUCAACCUGAACGCCAUGAACCAGUCCCCUCUGCCUAAGCCUUGGAAACUGACCUUUUCAUACGGGAGAGCCCUGCAAGCCUCUGCCCUGGCAGCGUGGGUGGGCAAAAGCGAGAACAAGAAGGCAGCACAGGAGGCUUUCCGCAAGCGGGCACAGAUUAACAGUUUGGCUUGCAGAGGACAGUAUGUCAUGUCUGGGAAGACUGACACAGCUGCCAUGCAGUCACUUUUCACUGCCAGCUACACCUACUGAAAGCACAGGAACCUUCCUUCGUCCUGUGCCUUUUCACAAGGUGGAAGAUAUUCAGAAAUUAAAGAAAAACAAAGAAAUCUAAUUUCCCUUACCCUAAACAAAACUGGAGAUAAAAUGGAUUAGCUUCCUCUCCACCCUUCACUCCUACAGUUUACCAUGGGGAUAUUCUCAUUUCAUCUGCCCAUUCCAAGGAAGGGGAGUUAUUUUCAUACAACAAACAACAGCUGCCAAUGAAUCAUAAACCCAGUCUUCUUCUGGUUUAAACGUAGCCCCCAGAAUAGUAGGAAGAUUAAGUAGUUCUUUAGCAAUUCAAAUACAUACCCUUGCCCAUUACCACAUUUUGCAGCCAAAAUCCUGAAUUACAAAACCUGACUGUGUCUUCAAUCAUAGGAAUAAAACAGUAAUUGAAAACUAA